AUCAUGGAUUCACGUGUACAGACUGCUGGGAUCAUCGUUAUUGGAGAAGAGAUACUUAAGGGACACGUUCAUGACAUAAACUCUCACUAUUUAGCUAAAGAGCUAUGGUCACUGGGGGUUAAAGUGAAGAAGAUAAGUGUGGUCGGAGAUGACGUGGACGACAUCUCGCAAGAAGUAAAGAUAUUUUCUCAUUUGUACGACUACGUUUUAACAUCUGGUGGCAUUGGACCGACUCAUGAUGAUGUCACUAUGGCCGGUAUUGCUAAAGCAUUUGACGAAGUUCUAACUACUAAUCCUGAUAUGCUCAAAGUCCUAACUAAAGAUGGCGUCCGUGAUGAAGAGAACAUUUGGCUUAGAAUGGCGAUUGUGCCUAGUUCGGCAGUUUUCUGUCCUCAGACACUUACAUUAUGUCCGCUGGUACGUAUUCAUAAUGUUUAUCCAUUUGCAGGAAUGCCUUCAGCUUUGAGAUCAACAUUCCAGUAUCACAAACAAUUGUUUGCGUCAAAAGAGAAGAGUGCUGGGUUCUUUCUAAAGGAGGUUUUCUUUUUGGUUGAAGAGGACAACUUGGCCGUCCCGUUGAAUGUCCUUCAAAAUGAGUUUAAAGAUAGCGUACAAGUUGGAUCCUAUCCCAUUGAUGAUAUGAAUUCUUCUGUUCGUGUUAAAGUAUCACUAGAGGGCUCAGAUAUCAGUAUAAUAGAAAAGUGCUAUUGCUCACUAUUAUUGAAAAUGGGCCCUCAAUUAAUUCAGUCCGUUCAAAACAGCUGGAAGAAUAAGGAUGAGGUAAAAUUAAGGGAGUCACUAAAAUGGCUGGAGACUGAGCUGGUCUUUCACAGACUGCACUUAGCACCUAUGUCGCUUUUAAUUAGAAUUAACGAAACAAUCGAAACCCUGAAAGUAGCUUUAGACAAAUUUGGUCUUGAUGGUCUUUGCAUUGCAUUUACUGGUGGUAAAGACUGCACUGUUCUUCUCCCUCUUUACCAAGCAGUCAUUAAGAGCAAGGGACUCUCUUAUGAGCAGCUCAAAACUCUUUACGUUUCACCUAAAAACUCCUUCACCGAAGUUGAAGAAUUUAUAGGGCAAACUAUUAAAAAAUAUAAGUUGGAUCUAAUAAGGAUAGAAGGGACUAUACAAGAAGCUUUGGGCAGCCUAAAAGUAACCCAUCCCUCCAUUAAUGCUAUUAUAAUGGGGACUAGAUCCACAGACCCAUACUCAGAUAAUUUGAAGACGUUCUCUUCGACUGAUGCCAAUUGGCCACAGUACACCAGAAUACACUGCAUUUUGGAUUGGACAUAUUCACAAGUGUGGGUAUUCCUAAGGUUAUUUGAAAUACCUUAUUGUCAGCUGUAUGAUAAAGGUUACACUUCUUUAGGCAACAGCACUGAUACUAAACCUAACCCAGCUCUAUCAAUGGAAGCCAUUCAGACUGAUGCUGUGUGUAAUGGUAUUUCAGACUAUCAACCAGCUUACUGUCUCUUUGAUGAGACUCUGGAGAGAGCUGGACGCUCUAAGAACUGAGAGUAGUGAAAUUAAGACUUAUUUAUUUGUGUAUUUAUUUAUUUAUUUGCUAUCUUUUUACUGUUUUUAUUAAUGACUUAAUUAUAAUUUAUAUCUAAAAUCUAAAAAAAGCAAAAUAAGGAAACUAUUUUUAAAAGGCAUGAUUUUCAAUUAUAGUUUUUGGUUAAUUAA
Amphimedon queenslandica is the source of this 1686-nucleotide messenger RNA. Its product is annotated as FAD synthase-like. NCBI's taxonomy places the organism in Eukaryota, Metazoa, Porifera, Demospongiae, Haplosclerida, Niphatidae. The coding region runs from base 4 to 1515 and encodes 503 amino acids. Gene Ontology annotation, biological process: FAD biosynthetic process. Gene Ontology annotation, molecular function: FMN adenylyltransferase activity. The record is from RefSeq and is a predicted model, not a curated record. The transcript is spliced from 14 exons.